Molecule: messenger RNA, 2131 nt
Organism: Carassius carassius (crucian carp)
Lineage: Eukaryota; Metazoa; Chordata; Actinopteri; Cypriniformes; Cyprinidae
Gene: ghra
Product: growth hormone receptor a
Exons: 9
Coding region: 323-2131 (602 amino acids)
Biological process (GO): cytokine-mediated signaling pathway
Cellular component (GO): membrane; external side of plasma membrane
Molecular function (GO): cytokine receptor activity; protein binding
Source: RefSeq, a predicted model, not a curated record
AUAUGUGAAUCUGAAGACUUGAAGUGCUACGCAGUCAACGUGAGACCCUUCAGGAUGCGCGCUGUGCCCCCCACUCCCUCUGAACAAAUCCCUGUCAACGGUUUUCAGCACGUUAUACCUAAAAACCCUGCAACGCGUUCAGCUGUUUUCCCGAAACGAUGUUCGGGUGAUUUUUGAGUUUGAUCGUUAAAAAGGGGAGAACACCGAGAGACCCACAACACGCAAGUCUGUUGAUCCGGAUGAACGAACUGUUGAGAAAGUAAAAACUUGCAACAGUUUUCUCGCGGACAACUUCUCUGGAGCUGAGGAGACAGCAGAAGCUAUGGCUUACUCUCUCUCACUCAGUCUGCUCUACCUGGGCAUGCUGUGUGGAAACGGACUGGUGUCUGCAAGAUCUGAGCUGUUCACUCCAGAUCCAAGCAGAGGACCUCAUUUUACGGGCUGCCGCUCCAGAGAGCAGGAGACCUUUCGUUGCUGGUGGAGCGCUGGGACCUUCCAGAACCUCACCGAGCCUGGGGCUCUCAGGGUCUUCUACAUGACAAAAAAUGCCCAUUCUGAGUGGCAGGAGUGUCCAGACUACACACGUACUGUGAAAAACGAGUGCUACUUCAACAAGACCUUCACACAGAUCUGGACCUCCUACUGCAUUCAGCUGCGCUCAGUUCGUGAGAACAUAACCUAUGAUGAGGCCUGCUUUACAGUGGAGAACAUAGUGCAUCCUGACCCACCAAUUGGGCUGAACUGGACUCUACUGAAUGUGAGUCGCUCAGGGUUGCACUAUGACGUCCUUGUGCGCUGGGCUCCCCCUCUGUCAGCAGAUGUGCAGAUGGGCUGGAUGAGCCUGGAGUACCAGGUUCAGUACCGGGUCAGAAACAACUCCCACUGGGAAAUGCUGGACCUGGAGAGUGGCACACAGCAGUCCAUCUACGGUUUACAUACUGACAAAGAGUAUGAAGUCCGGGUGCGCUGCAAGAUGACAGCCUUUGACAACUUUGGUGAAUUCAGUGACAGCAUCAUUGUGCAUGUGGCACAGAUACCAAGCAAAGAAUCAACGUUCCCGACGACGUUGGUGUUGAUUUUUGGAAUGAUUGGAGUGGUGAUUCUUCUUGUCCUCCUCAUCUUCUCACAGCAGCAGAGGUUGAUGGUAAUAUUUUUACCACCUAUUCCUGCACCUAAAAUUAAAGGCAUCGACCCAGAGCUGCUGAAGAAUGGAAAGCUUGACCAGCUCAAUUCUUUGCUGAGCUGUCAGGAUAUGUACAAGCCGGACUUCUACCAUGAGGAUCCAUGGGUGGAGUUCAUCCAGCUGGACCUUGAUGACCCUGCAGAGAAGAAUGAGAGCUCUGAUACACAACAUCUGCUGGGCUUGUCCCGCUCAGGCUCUUCUCACGUCCUGAAUUUCAAAAGCGAUGAAGAUUCAGGUCGUGCUAGCUGCUACGACCCAGAAAUCCCAAAUCCCGAGGACUUGGCUACCCUUCUUCCUGGCCAUUCUGGACGGGGAGAUAACCACCCACUGGUUUCCAGAAGCAGCUCGUCCAUCCCUGACCUUGGCGUCCAACAGACAUCAGAAGUUGAGGAGACGCCCAUUCAAAAGAAACCCGCUGUGCCCAGCUGGGUUAACAUGGACUUUUAUGCCCAAGUAAGCGAUUUCACACCAGCAGGAGGAGUGGUGCUUUCACCUGGACAACUGAACAGCUCUCUGGAGAAAAAGAAGGAAGAAGAGAAUGAGAAGAAGAUACAGUUCCAGCUGAUUUCCGAUGGAGCCUACACCUCAGAGAACACAGCCAGGCAACUUUCCGCCAACGUGCCGUCCAGCCCUGGUCCUGAGCAGGGGUACCAAACAUUUCCAACCCAAGCUGUUGAGGGGAACCUCUGGAACGGGGAGUACCUGGUGUCUACCAGUGAUUCCCAGAUGCCGUACCUCCUUCCCGAAGCUCCUCCAUCCCCCAUAUUGCCCCCCGUGUCAGACUAUACUGUAGUGCAGGAAGUGGAUGCCCAGCAUAGCCUCCUCCUGAAUCCUCCUUCCUCACAGCCUGCGAUAUGCCCUCACAGCCCAAACAAACACCUCCCAGCAAUGCCAACCAUGCCCAUGGGAUAUCUCACCCCAGACUUUCUGGGAAACCUGACCCCGUGA